This is a messenger RNA of Paraphaeosphaeria sporulosa, 411 nucleotides long. RefSeq lists its product as uncharacterized. The transcript is spliced from 2 exons. The record is from RefSeq and is a predicted model, not a curated record. Lineage: Eukaryota; Fungi; Ascomycota; Dothideomycetes; Pleosporales; Didymosphaeriaceae. The coding region runs from base 1 to 411 and encodes 136 amino acids.
AUGUUUUACGUCGUUGUUCAGAUCUACAUGUCUGCCAUCGGCGUGCGCGUGAACCUCUACGGUACCCUGGUGGGCGUCGAUAUUGUUCUCUACAACAUCGCAUUCGCCAUCGGUGUCAAGCUGCUCGUCAACUUCGACUGCACCCAUCGAUUUAGCCUUCAAGAUGUCCAAUAUGCUAGUAAGCAUAUGUUCAUUUUCGUCAUCAACCGGACUCUCCGCGGCAACAUCGUGGGCAGCGAGCCGCGCCGAGGCCCCCUCGUUGGGCGUGUACUUGCUCCUCUACGACUUCCUGGCAGAUUGAGUUUCGUUAUCCGCGAACUCGGUUUCUACUUCUUCGUUACGAGGCUCGGCGACAUCUUCCUGGUCUUCGCCACGAGCGGCUCAUUCCUUAAAUCUUCGUCUUCGACUUGA